GUACUUUCAACAAGUUUCAAGUUUCAAUCAAACACCCUCUCUAUUUUUUUCCAUAAAAUAUUGAAGAAAAAACCAACAAAAGAAAGCAAAGCACCUUCCCUCUCCAUCCUCCCCUUCAUUACUUUCUCUCUCCUCCAACAUUGAAAAACACAAAGGCUAUCAUCCAAUAUCCAGGCCGACAAUACCAACCAAAACUUGUCUAAUCCCAAUUAAUUGAUUGUAAAGUUUCAAUCUUUUUUCACCUCAAAAUAAUAAUUUUUCAAUCUUUUUGAGUUUUGAAUUGAUGGGUAUAUAAAAUUUUCUAUAAUUUGGAUCAGAAAAGGGAAAGUUGAUACAAGGAGAGAGAGAGAAAGGAAGAAUGGAGGAAGAUAGGAUUGAAUGUAUUACAACUUCUGUAGAGAGAUUGUAUGAAGCAGAUGUCAAUUACCCUCAAAAUCAUAAUCAAAAUCAAUCUUCAAAAUCCAGGAGAAAAGCUGCAUCUCCUUUGAUUUCUUCAGCAAAUAGUGUUGUUGAAAUCUUUGAAUGUCCAGUUUGUGCUAAUUCUAUGUACCCUCCUAUACACCAGUGCCAUAAUGGACACACGCUUUGUUCUGCUUGUAAAACAAGGGUUCAUAAUCGGUGCCCUACCUGUAGACAAGAGCUUGGAGAAAUCAGAUGUUUGGCAUUGGAGAAGAUUGCUGAGUCUCUUGAACUUCCUUGCAAAUAUAGCUCAUUUGGUUGCUUGGAGAUUUCGCCUUAUUAUAGCAAACUUAAGCAUGAAGCUAUUUGUAAUUUCAGACCGUUCAGUUGCCCAUAUGCGGGUUAUGAAUGCUCAGUCGUUGGCGAUAUCCCUUUCCUGGUUUCCCACUUGAGAGAUGAUCAUAAAGUAGACAUGCACACUGGUUGUACAUUCAAUCAUCGUUAUGUCAAGUCUAACCCGCUUGAAGUUGACAAUGCCACUUGGAUGUUAACCGUUUUCCAUUGCUUUGGUCAAUAUUUCUGCUUGCAUUUCGAAGCAUUCCAGCUUGGCAUGGCUCCAGUUUAUAUGGCAUUUCUCCGUUUCAUGGGUGAUGAAACUGAUGCUCGAAGGUACAGUUAUAGCUUAGAAGUGGGUGGAUACGGUAGAAAAUCAACAUGGGAAGGAACCCCACGAAGCAUUCGUGAUAGCCACAGGAAGGUUAGAGACAGUCAUGAUGGCCUCGUUAUCCCUCGUAAAUUAGCACUUUUUUUCUCUGGUGGAGAUAGGAAAGAGCUAAAGCUUCGGAUUACAGGAAGGAUAUGGAAGGAACAGAAUCUAGAAUCUGCUGCCUGCAUAUAAAGUCUUUCGGGGCUAUGAAUCAGUUUUUGCAAAAUUCUGCUGUUUUUUGUAUUCUGGGAUAUUCACAUUUUCCGCGUUUGAGUAUUGGCUGGGGCGAAACGUCUAGAUAUCUGACUGUACAUGUCAGAUAUGUGAGUAAUUAUGAUGUACGAAGCAAUUGUGCUGACGGGAGAAACUCACACUUGGUCAUGACUCACGAAUGCUCGUCUUCUGAAUUGUAGAUGUAUUAAAUUUUAUGCAAUUACAAAAACUCGAAAAAAUCGAAUCAAUAGAUAGAGAAAAUUCGGUGGCUUUGUCAUAGACGGGAGUUGCUAGUCGGUUUCUGUAAAACCGGAAAAUUUCUUUCCACAAUUAGUGAGCUCUAAUUGGAGAAAAGUUCUUCAUUCUGGAGCUGCUGUGUAAAAUUAUACUCUUUUGUGAUGUAUAAUGAAAAGCUUAUUUAACA
Molecule: messenger RNA, 1742 nt
Organism: Amaranthus tricolor (Joseph's coat)
Lineage: Eukaryota; Viridiplantae; Streptophyta; Magnoliopsida; Caryophyllales; Amaranthaceae
Product: E3 ubiquitin-protein ligase SINAT3-like
Exons: 3
Coding region: 359-1297 (312 amino acids)
Biological process (GO): multicellular organism development; ubiquitin-dependent protein catabolic process
Cellular component (GO): cytoplasm
Molecular function (GO): ubiquitin protein ligase activity; protein binding; zinc ion binding
Source: RefSeq, a predicted model, not a curated record